CGGAGAAGGGAGUCUACGAGGAGAGAGAGAGAGAAACACAGUAAACUAGGCUACACAUCUAACGGGGUAAACCUGGACGAAAGAACGGGAUUUUAUUGCACGUUUUAACGGUAACAAAAUCAAAUUUAAUUGUAGUACGUAAGUCGCUUGAAGAAGGGACAUUUCGGUGGGAGUUUUCCCCAAAGCAGUGUGCCUUCUCAACCUUCAUACACAGACUUCUAGUAGUUUGGAUAGGCUUGUCCGCUGGGGGAGAGUUUGUUGUGUAGCUCGAGCUGGUUAUUUUGUUGCGCGUUAGGCGCUCCCGUUGUUGUUGAACUAUGGCGCUCAAGGCGAGGGCUUUAUACGACUUCAAUUCCGAAAACCCCGGGGAGAUAUCAGUGAAAGAAAAUGAAAUAGUGACUCUGUACAGCGAACAGGAUAUUGAAGGCUGGCUAGAAGGAUCCAACAGCAAAGGCGAGAGAGGUCUCUUCCCCGCGUCCUACGUUGAGAUCCUGAAGAACGACACCGCGUCCACGUUUAACAACAACGGCACAUCCGGAUCCCGGUACGCCAAUAUUCCAACCGGAGGUUUCGAGGAUGCCUCCUCUUAUAACAUCCAGAAUCAUACUGAAAACUUGUCCAAAACAUCAGUAACAUCGCCCGGGCUUCCGGCGUUGUCACCACCUGCCCCAGCACAGCAGCAACCCAUUUAUCAAGCCAGCCAGGGCAGCGACGAAGACUGGGAUGAUGACUGGGAUGACAGCUCGACAGUGGCGGACGAACCCGGGGUUGUUGGGGUUAAUUACCAAAGGGACUUUGAUGGCAACGGACCGUCUACAUACAGAAUGUCAACAUCAAUGUCUAAAGGUAGCAACGUUCAACAAGCCAAGAGCUCUGCUACGGUCAGUAGAAACCUCAAUAGGUUUUCAACAUUUGUGAAAUCAGGAGGGGAAGCGUUCGUGUUAGGUGAGGCAGCUGGGUUUGUGAAAGAUGGGGAUAAGAUCUGUGUUGUAACGGGACAAUACGGUCCAGAAUGGCAGGAAAACCCAUACCCCUUCGCCUGUACCAUAGACGACCCCACCAAGCAGACCAAGUUCAAAGGGAUGAAGAGUUACAUUGCCUACAAGCUGACGCCCACCCACACUCAGACCCAGGUAAACAGAAGGUAUAAACACUUUGACUGGCUCUACGCCCGGCUGGUGGAGAAGUUCCCUGUCAUCUCGGUGCCCCACAUCCCAGAGAAACAGGCCGCGGGGCGGUUUGAGGAGGACUUCAUCUCUAAAAGGAGGAAAGGGUUGAUAUGGUGGAUGAAUCACAUGACCAGCCACCCGGUCCUGUCCAAGUGUGAUGUCUUUCAGCACUUCCUCACCUGCAACAGCACAGACGAGAAGUCAUGGAAGCAGGGGAAGAGGAAGGCGGAGAAGGACGAGAUGGUUGGGGCUAACUUCUUCCUCACUAUCUCCACGCCCUCCGGACCCCCCCUGGACCUUGUCGAGGUCGAGUCCAAGAUCGACGGCUUCAAAGCUUUCACUAAGAAAAUGGACGACAGCGUGAUCCAGGUCAACGCCACCACCAACGAGUUCGCCCGGAAACAGAUCACGGGGUUUAAGAAGGAGUACCAGAAAGUGGGCCAGGCGUUUAAAGUCCUGGGGCAGGCGUUUGAGCUGGACCAGCAGGCGUAUUCAGUAGGGUUGAACCAGGCCAUGGCGUAUACAGGAGAAGCAUACGACGCUAUCGGAGACUACUUUGCAGAGCAGCCGAGACACGAUGUGGAUCCGUUAAUGGAUUUGUUACAGCUGUACCAGGGACAUCUGGCCAACUACCCUGACAUCAUCCACGUACAGAAAGGAGCACUUACCAAGGUGAAGGAGUCCCAGAAGCACGUUGAGGAAGGCAAGAUGGACGCUCCCCAGGCGGACGGCGUCAACGAGCGCUGUAACAUCAUCUCCUUCGCCACGCUGGCAGAGAUCCAGCACUUCCACCAGGUCAGGGUGAGGGACUUCAAGGCCCAGAUGCAGCAGUAUCUAACCGAGCAGAUUGGCUUCUUCCAGAAGAUCACCGGAAAGCUGGAGGAGGCCCUACAGAAGUAUGACAACGCUUAGUCUCCCCCCUCUACUCUAAGGGACACCUCUGAUUGGUCUAAAUCCGAUUGACCACGUUCUGAUUGGUCGAGAUCUCAUAUCCGAACCCCCCCCUUCCCCGAUUAGUCCAGAAAUGACCCUUGACCUCCCUCAGUCGGCCAAUCAUUGAAGCCCCAGGUGGACAUUACCUUCAACUGCCAAACAGCAAUACAAUCCACUGUGAGAAGACACAGACAACACUGAGCGACCUGGAUAGUCCCCUGAAGGCUGGAUGUUGAUCCCAUCCCUACUGUUUAAAUGGGUUUUAAUGCAGUGUUGUUUUUCCUGGAUCAAAAUGGGGCUUGGGUGGUGGGUGUGGCAGGGGCGUGGCCAUGAGCGUGACAAAAUGUAUCUGUUUUAAAGCUAAUCUCCUGCAAUUCUACACAUUUUGCCAUGUGGCUGAGAGAACAUUAGCAGUUUUUUUUAAAGCUUAUAUCUAUAAUUCUACACAUUUUGCCAUGUGACUGAGAGAACAUUUGCAGUUUUUUAAAGCUUAUAUCCUAUAAUUCUACACAUUUUGCCAUGUGGCUGAGAGAACAUUAGCAGUUUUUUAAAGCUUAUAUCUAUAAUUCUACACAUUUUGCCAUGUGACUGAGAGAACAUUUGCAGUUUUUUAAAGCUUAUAUCCUAUAAUUCUACACAUUUUGCCAUGUGGCUGAGAGAACAUUUGCAUUUUUUUUAAAGCUUAUAUCCUGUAAUUCUACACAUUUUGCCAUGUGGCUGAGGGAACAUUUGCAGUUUUUUAAAGCUUAUAUCCUAUAAUUCUACACAUUUUGCCAUGUGGUUUAUGCUGUCUGAGUGACUCAAACAUUCUAAUGAAAUUAAUGGGGGCACCAUGCCAUGACAAAUAUUCCUGAAUGCAUCAUUUUUUAAAUUUUAGAUUCUCCCUGACAGUCUGGCUUUUGUUAUGGUGAUUGUUACUUUUUAAGAGGCUGUUAUUUAAGAAAUAAAUACAUAUAUAUUAGUUUUUCUACAUACUUUAUAUCUUGUUUUAGUCGUUUUAAGUUUACACUGAAAAAUGUUUUUCCAUAUUUUUAUUUUAUUUUACUGUUUGGACAUAGACGGUCCGAAAACAACACUGAGGCAGCAGACAGCCCAAUGCUUUUCUAUGUAGAGAAAACACUGAGGCAGCAGACAGCCCAAUGCUUUUCUAUGUAGAGAAAACACUGAGGCAGCAGACAGCCCAAUGCUUUUCUAUGUAGAGAAAACACUGAGGCAGCAGACAGCCCAAUGCUUUUCUAUGUAGAGAAAACACUGAGGCAGCAGACAGCCCAAUGCUUUUCUAUGUAGAGAAAACACUGAGGCAGCAGACAGCCCAAUGCUUUUCUAUGUAGAGAAAACACUGAGGCAGCGGACAGCCCAAUGCUUUUCUAUGUAGAGAAAACACUGAGGCAGCGGACAGCCCAAUGCUUUUCUAUGGAGAGAAAACACUGAGGCAGCAGACAGCCCAAUGCUUUUCUAUGGAGAGAAAACACUGAGGCGGUUUAGGAGGUGAGCCACUCAGACGUGAGACUACAGAAGCGGAAGGUCGUUAAAGCUUCUCUUUUUGUUUUUGAUCGACAAUGAGGCAAGCCUUCGGUUGGUUGUAAAGUGUUGAUUUUACCGAGGGCUAUCCUCGUCGCGAUUUGGUUUGGUAGGUGUCCGUAGUCCAGCGAGUGGGUGGACGAUUAAAAUACCCUCUCCUGUAAACUUAUUAUUCCCUACUGCUGCUUGUAGCUACACGGGAAGGUAUCUUAACCUUGUAGAUCACACUAUGUCCACUAAACCUGUUUUAAACAACGUGACUGGUUAUUAAGAUGGAGUCCCAUAAAGGGACAGUGAUUUGUUCAGAGGGGGGAGUCUCUACCGUUAGUGGCUUUAAACCGUUACAAUGCUGCCUUCUGCUAUAACACUUGAGCUCCUCAUAGUGUGUGUGUGUCCCAAAUGUCUUCAUACUUCCUAGUAUAUAGUGCAUUACUUUUGACCAGAGCCCCUAUGCGUAGUGUGCUAUAUAGGGGAAUAGUGUUUCCAUUUGGGACAUGUUGACACACACAGACUCCUAGCAGACCAGACAACCGGACUUGUGCCUUCUUUUCUUUUUUUUUGGAUUGUCUCUCUCUGAUGAAACAUUAUUUUAAUUUUCUUUAAAAAAUAAUUUCUAUAAAGGUUUAUGUAAUAUAAAUAUAUUCUCAUAUUUAGUUUUUAAGAUGCUUGUUUGUUGCAAAUAUUAUAGAAAGAUUAUCAAGGACCACGCGAUGCUUUUGGACUUGUGUUUUGUUGGAGUUGAGAGAAGUGCCCAGCCGAUGGGGAGCAGAGUCCGUCUGGACUGCUUGGAGUGCUGACCUCGAUGAUUCUCCCUUCAGAGACUGAAGUCUGAUUCAGGGGCGUCAAUGUAGAGAGAACAUCCCACCGACACUGCGCUCGGUGGGAUAACCUGUUCUGUUCUUACUGCAGGCUUGGAUUCCAUUCAGUGGAUAUCAUGGGACCAUGAACUCUGCCUGCUUAAAGGUUCAGAGCCUUGGAACGCAAAGGAACAUGUCUCAGACUGAAAUGGACUGGACAGCCGGCUUGGACUGAAAUGGACUGGACAGUCGGCUCAGACUGAAAUGGACUGGACAGUCGGCUCAGACUGAAAUGGAUUAACACAGACUGAAAUGGACUGGAAUGUCGGCUCAGACUGAAAUGGAUUAACACAGACUGAAAUGGACUGGACUGUCGGCUCGGACUGAAAUGGAUUAACACAGACUGAAAUGGACUGGACUGUCAGCUCGGACUGAAAUGGACUGGACUGUCGGCUCAGACUGAAAUGGACUGGACUGUCGGCUCGGACUGAAAUGGAUUAACACAGACUGAAAUGGACUAGACUGUCGGCUCAGACUGAAAUGGACUGGACUGUCGGCUCAGACUGAAAUGGACUGGACAGUCGGCUCAGACUGAAACUAAACUGGACAUUUUAGCCCUCCCUGAAAUUAUAACGUUAUUUUUUAAAAAUGACUUUAAAUAUUAUUCUUGCACAAUGUUAUUUUUUUUUACUUUUUUUUUUUUUUUACUGUUGAUGGAUGUCAGUCUGUCAGUCAGACUGGUUGAUGGGUGGACAUCUUUCCUCUCCUGUUAUUAAUUGUCUACUGAUCCUAGUACAGAUCUGGACACCUCAGCCAGCCUGACUCUCCUGUUAUUUCAACUUAUGUGCCAGUUUUCGUGUCGAGUCAGAGACUAAAUAAACUACAUAAACUCC
This is a messenger RNA of Oncorhynchus keta (chum salmon), 5313 nucleotides long. It is a transcript of the gene snx18a, whose product is annotated as sorting nexin 18a. Gene Ontology annotation, cellular component: plasma membrane; cytoplasmic vesicle. The record is from RefSeq and is a predicted model, not a curated record. The coding region runs from base 318 to 2081 and encodes 587 amino acids. Gene Ontology annotation, biological process: plasma membrane tubulation; mitotic cell cycle; cleavage furrow formation. Gene Ontology annotation, molecular function: protein binding; phosphatidylinositol binding. The transcript is spliced from 3 exons. Lineage: Eukaryota; Metazoa; Chordata; Actinopteri; Salmoniformes; Salmonidae.